CUGGAAGCCGAGAAGCAAUUCGGCAGCUUUGAAGACAAAGUGGGAUUUGUCUGCCAUUGAAGAAGGGAAGAAACUGAGGAAGCGACGCGAGAGGGGGAGGUCGUCGUCGGGGCUCUGCCGGCCCGGAGAGAUGCUCCUGGAGCGAGCGCGCGGCGAGAAAGCGGCCCCGGCCGAGGUCUGCGCCUUCAGCAGGAGCCCAGAAAUCCCGCUCUGCGCAGGCUGCAACCAGCACAUCCUGGACCGCUUCAUCCUGAAGGUGCUUGACCGGCACUGGCACACCAAGUGCCUGAAGUGUAGCGACUGCCAGGUGCAGCUGGCCGAGAAAUGCUUCAGCCGCGGCGGGGAAAGCGUCUACUGCAAGGAAGACUUCUUCAAGAGGUUUGGCACCAAAUGUGCCGCUUGCCAGCAGGGCAUCCCCCCCACCCAGGUGGUCCGGCGGGCACAAGACUUUGUCUACCAUCUCCACUGCUUCUCCUGCAUCGUGUGCAAGCGGCAGCUGGCCACCGGGGACGAGUUCUACCUCAUGGAAGACAGCCGGCUGGUCUGCAAGGCGGACUACGAGACGGCCAAGCAGAGAGAGGCCGAGUCCACGGCAAAGAGGCCGCGCACGACAAUCACAGCCAAACAACUGGAAACCUUGAAAAAUGCUUACAAUAACUCACCCAAACCAGCCCGGCAUGUGCGAGAGCAGCUGUCCUCGGAGACGGGUCUGGACAUGCGGGUGGUGCAGGUCUGGUUCCAGAAUCGGCGGGCCAAAGAAAAGCGCCUGAAGAAAGAUGCUGGCAGACAAAGAUGGGGGCAGUACUUUAGAAACAUGAAGCGGUCGAGGGGGAACUCCAAGUCAGACAAGGACAGCAUCCAGGAAGAAGGCCCAGAGAGCGACGCGGAGGUCUCCUUCACAGAGGAGCCUUCCAUCUCCGAGAUCAGCCACUCCAAUGGGAUUUACAGUAACCUUAGCGAAAGUUCCCCUGCUCUGGGGAGGCAAGCCGGGAGCAACGGGAGCUUCUCCCUGGAACACAGCGGCCUCCCUGCUCAGGACCAGUACCCCGACCUCCGCUCCAACAGCCCCUACGGGAUACCCCAGUCACCAGCCUCUCUGCAAGCAUUGCCUAGGCACCAGCCCUUGAUGUCCAGCUUGGUUUACCCCGACAGUGGCUUGGGCCUCGUAGGGCCAGGUGGACAAGCGGGGCCUCAGCCCAUGCGGGCGCUGGCAGGGAAUGGACCCAGCUCAGACCUCUCCACAGGGAGCAGUGGGGGCUACCCAGACUUCCCUGCAAGCCCAGCCUCUUGGCUGGACGAAGUCGACCAUGCACAGUUUUGAUACAAGACCCAACAGUUUGUAGUGGGGAGAGCCUUCAGACUUUGGAAUUCAAAGAUGGAAGGAUCACGGGAGGGGAUUUUAAAAACAACAACCACCCAGCAGAGACAACGGAAGAAAGCAACACACAACCUCCUAGCCCAAGAGCAGACCGAAAGGAGAAAAUGGACAGGGAGAUGAUCCUUUCCGCUGAAUGGAUGGCCUCCCAGAGUGCAGCAGCUGCUUUUUGGAAUGUUACUGAAGGUCUAACAGAGGACGUGUGGUGCUUUAUAAAUCUGAAGAAGAGCCCUGCUGGAUCAGGCCCAAGGAGGCCCAUCCAGCCCAGCAUCCUGCUCCACACAGUGGCCCACCAGAUGCCUCAGAGAAGCCCACCGGCAAGAGGCGAGGACAGGCCCCCCUCUCAUCUCCUGCUGUUCCUCCUCUGCAGCUGAGCAGUGGGGAGGUUCUUUCGGUCUGAAACUGUUGUCUGUGCAUUCCUCAUCGCAAGGGUGACCCACAAGGUCCCAAUCCACCAGGAGUUCCUAUAUAUUAAAAAAAAAAAGAUCAAGAUUGACAUCCAUUAUGAAAAUAAAAGAAAGGUCCAUGGGAAUAAAAGAUUAAAUUGCCUGCAUUUCAAGUGAUGGUUUUUUGAGAAAAAACCUUUCUGACAGCCAGGUGG
Molecule: messenger RNA, 1976 nt
Organism: Hemicordylus capensis (graceful crag lizard)
Lineage: Eukaryota; Metazoa; Chordata; Lepidosauria; Squamata; Cordylidae
Gene: LHX3
Product: LIM homeobox 3
Exons: 7
Coding region: 131-1321 (396 amino acids)
Biological process (GO): regulation of transcription by RNA polymerase II; neuron differentiation
Cellular component (GO): nucleus
Molecular function (GO): RNA polymerase II transcription regulatory region sequence-specific DNA binding; DNA-binding transcription factor activity, RNA polymerase II-specific
Source: RefSeq, a predicted model, not a curated record